AUGGUGUAUUUUGUAGAAUACUUAAAUUUUAAAAUUUUUCAGGAGUUUACAGACAUUGUACGUCAUCCUCCACCUUUGUGUAAUGCAGGUCCAAUUGGUGAUGAGCCUUAUAAGUGGCAAGCUACAAUUUGCGGACCGCCAAAUUCGCCAUAUGAAGGAGGAGUAUUUUACUUGAGUAUUAACUUCCCAAAAAACUAUCCGAUGAAACCACCAGAAGUAUGGUUCAAAACACAGAUUUACCAUCCAAAUAUCGGCGAAAAGGGAGCAAUUUGUCUGGACAUUCUUCAGCAUAAAUGGACACCGGCUUUAACUAUUUCAAAAGUUUUGAUUUCAAUCUGCUCUCUUUUCACCGAUCCAAAUCCAAAAAGUCCAAUGAGGGGUGCUAUUGCUGAACAGUACGUAAAUGAUCGUGCUGCAUACGAUGCUACGGCUAAAGAAUGGACUCAGAAAUAUGCGAUGUAA
Meloidogyne enterolobii is the source of this 462-nucleotide messenger RNA. NCBI's taxonomy places the organism in Eukaryota, Metazoa, Nematoda, Chromadorea, Rhabditida, Meloidogynidae. The record is from the annotation of a GenBank genome assembly.